GUGACGGCGGCGCCGCGACCCGGAAGCGCAGGUUGGCGCGGAGGGAUCUGUGGACCGCGCGUAGCAGCGCCGUGGCCUUGCGCAGCGCGGCCGCGGGACAGCGGCGCUCGGGCCGGCCCGGCCCGGACUGAACCGGACUGGACUGGACUGGACUGGACUGCACCGGACUGCACCGCCGCGGCGCCGCCAUGUUCAAGAACACCUUCCAGAGCGGGUUCCUCUCGAUCCUGUACAGCAUCGGCAGCAAGCCGCUCCAGAUCUGGGACAAAAAGGUGCGCAAUGGCCAUAUCAAGCGAAUCACUGACAAUGACAUUCAGUCGCUGGUGCUGGAGAUCGAAGGAACUAAUGUCAGUACCACAUACAUCACGUGCCCUGCUGACCCCAAGAAGACCCUGGGCAUCAAACUACAUUUCCUAGUGAUGAUCGUCAAGAACCUGAAGAAAUACUUCACUUUUGAAGUGCAGGUGCUGGAUGAUAAGAACAUACGCCGGCGUUUCCGGGCAAGUAACUACCAGAGCACAACUCGGGUGAAGCCCUUCAUCUGUACCAUGCCCAUGCGGCUGGAUGAUGGCUGGAACCAAAUCCAGUUCAACCUGUCGGACUUCACGCGCCGAGCUUACGGGACAAAUUACAUCGAGACCCUGAGAGUUCAGAUCCAUGCCAACUGUCGCAUCCGACGGGUGUACUUCUCUGACCGGCUCUACUCUGAGGAUGAGCUCCCAGCUGAGUUCAAACUCUACCUGCCUGUCCAGAACAAGGCCAAGCAAUAACUCCGCGUUGGGAAGAGAUGCAAGAAAUGUUUGGGGUCGGGUGGAAGAGAAGGCCCUGCUGAGACCAAGUUUUAGAUCAGCUCACCUUGCCUAGGGUAACUUUGAUUCAUCUGGGAUCCUUUUUCUGGACGGGACACAAUGAACCGUGUAACAGGUCUGGGACUACGUUGUUGGUGUGUGAGUUGCACAGAAUCAGAGUUUUCCUAGCUGUUCGUAAAGUGUUGAGCCUGAACACUGCAAGUGGCCUGGUACCCAGUCUUGUGUUGCACAGAGAGGUUUUCUUUUUUGUUUCCUUAUUUUCCAUCUUUUAUUUUAUAUAUACUCUAAAUAUGGAUGUAAUACUCACUCUUGGAAAGUUAUUAAACAUUUGACUA
Falco peregrinus (peregrine falcon) is the source of this 1144-nucleotide messenger RNA. RefSeq names its product cilia- and flagella-associated protein 20. The record is from RefSeq and is a predicted model, not a curated record. Gene Ontology annotation, cellular component: ciliary basal body; motile cilium. Lineage: Eukaryota; Metazoa; Chordata; Aves; Falconiformes; Falconidae. Bases 189 to 770 code for a protein of 193 amino acids. The transcript has 6 exons. Gene Ontology annotation, biological process: cilium assembly; regulation of cilium beat frequency involved in ciliary motility; positive regulation of cell motility.